CCCCCCCCCCCCCCCCUCCUUGUUAUAAGCCCGUUUUGCUGCCUCUGGGCUCCCACCUCAGCUCUUUACUCUCCAUCACCUUUUUUUUGCGAGCGAGAGGGCCAUCAAUUCGCAGAGAUGGGCAUCAUCCAAGAUGCCGCUGGCCAUCCCUUGGCCCAGCUGUACUUCCAACAAGGAAUUGGCGCCCAGAUCGCCAUUGGCGUCGCUGGCUUCGUCGCGCUCUCCGUCUUCGUCAAUGUCAUUCAGCAGCUCCUCUUCAGGAACCCUACCGACCCGCCUCUCGUCUUCCACUGGUUCCCCUUCAUUGGCAGCACCGUGAUAUACGGCAUGGAUCCUCCCAAGUUCUUCCGCGACAAUCGUGCAAAGUAUGGCGAUGUUUUCACCUUCGUCCUCCUCGGCAAGAAGACCACCGUGGCUGUUGGCCCUGCUGGAAACGACUUCAUCCUCAACGGAAAGCUCAAGGAUGUCAACGCUGAGGAUAUCUACACCGUCUUGACCACCCCCGUCUUCGGACGCGAUGUCGUCUACGACUGCCCCAACGCCAAGCUGAUGGAGCAGAAGAAGUUUAUGAAAAUUGCUCUUACCACCGAAGCGUUCCGAUCAUAUGUCCCUAUCAUCUCUCACGAGGUCACAUCGUACUUCAAGCGCACCGCAGCCUUCAAGGGCAAGUCUGGAAUCGUCGAUAUUCCCAAGAAGAUGGCCGAGAUCACAAUCUUCACUGCUUCCCACGCUCUUCAGGGCAGCCGCAUCCGCAACAAGUUCGACGAGUCUCUGGCCGAUCUGUACCACGACCUCGACAUGGGCUUCACCUCCAUCAACUUUGUGCUGCACUGGGCCCCUCUUCCCUGGAACCGCAAGCGUGACCAGGCUCAGCGUACCAUUGCCAAGAUCUACAUGGAUACUAUCAAGGAACGAAAGGCCCUCGGUGAUGAGGACAAUGAACUUGACAUUAUGAAGCAUCUCAUGACAUCUGUGUACAAGAACGGCACCCCCGUCCCUGACCACGAGAUCGCCCACAUGAUGAUUGCUCUGCUCAUGGCUGGCCAGCACUCUUCGUCAUCCACUAGCUCCUGGAUCAUGCUCCGUCUUGCCCAGAACCCCAAGGUUGUCGAGGAUCUGUAUCAGGAACAAAUCAACGCCUUGGGUGCCGAUUUGCCUCCCCUGCAGUACGAGGAUCUUGCCAAGCUCCCUCUGAACCAGGCCAUUGUCAAGGAAACUCUGCGUCUUCAUGCCCCCAUUCACUCCAUCAUGCGCGCCGUCAAGCAGCCCAUGCCCGUUCCCGGUACCAAAUAUGUUAUCCCCCCUACUCACGUUCUUCUCGCCGCUCCCGGUGUCAGUGGCUCCGACCCCAACUACUUCCCUAACCCCUUCGAGUGGGAUCCCUACCGCUGGCUGCCUGGCUCUCCCAACGCUCCCCUUAUUGCUGCCCGAAACGAAGAGGAAGAAGAGAAGAUCGAUUACGGCUACGGUAUUGUCAGCAAGGGCGCCGCUUCACCUUACCUUCCCUUUGGUGCUGGUCGUCACCGAUGCAUUGGUGAGCAGUUUGCCAACCUGCAGCUGCAGACCAUCAUUGUCGAGACUGUCCGCAUGUUCAAGCUGAGCAACGUGGACGGCAGCGACAAGAUCGUUGGCACUGACUAUGCUUCUCUGUUCUCUCGACCUCUGGAGCCUGCCGAGAUCCGGUGGGAGCGGAGAGAUUAAGAUGUUCAAAUAUCGCGUUCAAGGGGAAGCGAGGGAAAAAAAAAAAAAAAAGAAAGAUAUCCAAAUCAAAGUCUGAUUUGAAGUGGGCAUGCUUUACUGUACAUGAGAACCAUACGUCGGAGUUUUUUUUUUUUUUUUUUACUAUUAUCGUUGUUAUUACUAUUAUUACUUGGAUGGAAUGGGAGGAAAACAAUACGACACCAUGAUGGUAAAUGGCUACAUCAUGAUUGUAAUACACUACUACUACCUAAUUACGCCAGUAGAGCCUUUGAAUAGAGCUAGAAGAAAGAAAGAAGGUCAAAAUAAAGCAAAAAAAUAAUUUAUU
Molecule: messenger RNA, 2026 nt
Organism: Trichoderma asperellum CBS 433.97
Lineage: Eukaryota; Fungi; Ascomycota; Sordariomycetes; Hypocreales; Hypocreaceae
Gene: CYP51
Product: lanosterol 14-alpha-demethylase
Biological process (GO): ergosterol biosynthetic process
Molecular function (GO): iron ion binding; oxidoreductase activity, acting on paired donors, with incorporation or reduction of molecular oxygen; heme binding
Source: RefSeq, a predicted model, not a curated record